Molecule: messenger RNA, 2277 nt
Organism: Camellia sinensis
Lineage: Eukaryota; Viridiplantae; Streptophyta; Magnoliopsida; Ericales; Theaceae
Cellular component (GO): nucleus
Molecular function (GO): DNA binding
Source: RefSeq, a predicted model, not a curated record
CAACGUCUCUCUCUCUCUCUCAUCAUUUUGGAUUUUGAGCAGCUUUCCCUUUAAUUUUCCUUCUUUCAUCAGUCACUUUAUAAGUUUUUUCACUCACUAAAACUUCAGUCCUCUGCCGCUAAAUUUGCUUCUUCCCCCACCCCACAAACUAUGCCCACAAUGAGCUCAUCUCUUUGCUUAUUGGGUCCUUGUUGGUUUAAUAUUCUCAUCUAUCUGUGCUCAUUUCUUUGAUUUUUUGCUGUUUGGGUUGUGGGAUUUGGAAUUUUCUUCAUGGCUUUCCUCAGAAAUUGAAGUUUGGACAGAUUUGAGAUGUUGGAGAUAUGAUAACAAUUCAACCUGGUAAUUGGGUCAAAGUGUCGAAGAAAGAUAGUUAUCUUGCUUAGUAUUUUCAUAAUUUUUGUAUUAUAAUGGAGUCUUGGAGCUAUGUUUCUCAAGGAAAGGGUUUUGUGUCCGACGAUUCUAUUUCUGCUCCUGAUGUGUUUGGGAGAGGGAAAAAUGGGUUGAUGGGUUGGGAAUUGAAAACCCCAUGUAAUUAUGACAGCAAUUUGGUAGAGAAUCAAGGGUUUGUAGAGUUGGGUUUCCCGGAAAUGCCAAGAAAAUCUUGGCCAGAAAAUAACUUGAAUGAAAGAAUUUGUACCCCAAUUACAUCCAUGACAAAUGCAUUUUCUGGGGAAGAUGAGUCUAGUUCAAAGUUUUCUAGCUCUGUGGUUGAAUCAAACAGUCGUGAUUCAUCCUUCAUUGAUUUGAAGCUGGGGAGGAUUGCUGAUGAUUUUAGAUCCUCCCAAACGGCCCCAGUGUUGUCCUCCUCAGAGUCAUUGUUGCCGACGAAGAGGGUCCGAGCCGGUUUGAGUUCUCAGACCCCCUUUUGCCAAGUUUAUGGUUGUAAGAAAGAUCUGAGCUCAUCCAAGGAUUACCACAAGAGGCACAAAGUCUGUGAGGUUCACGCAAAGACUGCCAAAGUCAUUGUCAAUGGCAAUGAACAAAGGUUUUGUCAGCAAUGUAGCAGGUUUCAUUCGCUGGCUGAAUUUGACGAUGGUAAACGCAGUUGUCGUAAACGUCUUGCAGGCCACAACGAACGUCGAAGGAAACCUCAUGUGGGAACUCACUCUGGUAGAAGUGGGAGGUUUUUUCAGUCAUAUAAUGGUAGUAUGAUAACACCAUCAUCUUUUAUUUGCCAAGAUAUACUCCCUAGCAACAUUCUGCAUCCACAGAAAUAUGACACAAAUGACUGGAAUGGGCGUAUAAAACUUGAAAAUGGAGCCAAUUAUUCUCCUCCAUCGGCAAUUCCCAUCACAAAUGGACAUCUGCAUCCAAAAUCCCUGUUCCCUCAUGGUUUUGAAAAACAUUGUCCUUUUCUUGCAAACGGAGUUAAUUCAGCAACAGGAAGAGACUUCAAUGAGAACAGUAACCGAUACACACAUUAUCUAGGGUCCUCAAAUUCUGUCUCGGGUUCUUUGAUCCACAACACCUCAAUAGGAAGUGAAGAUUUCGCCCUUUUCAACUCAGGAUCAACUGUUCAAGGGAUAGGGAUGUCAGGCUGUGGUCGUGCUCUCUCUCUUCUGUCAUCUCAAUCACAGAAUUCUUCAAGCCAUUCAUCGGGAAUUCCUAUGGCUCAGAUUGUAUCAGGCAGCCAUGCUAAUUACAAUGUCGGUCAAAUCUCCGGAAAGAUCUUGGGAGUGAGCUCACAGGCUUCAAUAAAUGGAGUGACAGCUAAUAAGUUUAAUUCUGUAGAAGAGAAUCACUUUAAUCCCAUACUAAUUUCUGAUGAUGGUGAUGCUGUUAACUUCACCGAUGGAAUGUUCCAAGGGUCACAAUACAUAAACGACAAGGACCGUCUUUCUUGUGAAGAUGGAUCUACUAUUGAUCUGCUUAAACUGUCAUCACAGCUUCAGCGAGUGGAGCAUCAAAGGCAAUUCAUGCAUGUGAAGCGGGAAAGUGAUGCUUUUUGAGGCCUCAAUAUCACUCGAGUGGUCCACAAAUAUGGCAUAUGAAUGUGUUGUUGUAGGAUUUCAUUUCCAUAAAUAAUGUAUUUCUGAACUGCCAUGGAAACAGCCAAAACACCUAUUCUUGGUAAAUUUUUAAGUGUGAGUGCUUUGUUGUCUCCUGAUAUUACAUGCUUAAACUUGAACAGAAACGUGGGGUUUUGGGGCCUGAAAAUGUUGACUCAUUGGCAUUUACUCUUGCCGCUUUAUGACGAUGUUGAAGCCUGUUACAUGAACUCUUCAAAUUCAAUAAACUAUUGUGGGACUGGCAAACAUGGUUUUCUGUUGGACAAUA